This is a messenger RNA of Lates calcarifer (barramundi perch), 2147 nucleotides long. RefSeq lists its product as uncharacterized. Bases 215 to 1279 code for a protein of 354 amino acids. The transcript is spliced from 8 exons. The record is from RefSeq and is a predicted model, not a curated record. NCBI's taxonomy places the organism in Eukaryota, Metazoa, Chordata, Actinopteri, Centropomidae.
GGGAGUGCCUCUGACCGCCAUCAAACCUCAAAGACAACAUCAGUCUGUGGUGGAAGAAAAGGACAAAUAAAGGUGUCUGAGGAAGAGCAGUUUGUUCCUGUUAACGAACAAGGGAACCGACUGAAACUGAUCACACAGGAGACCAGAUAAGUCUUUACUCACUAACCUGAGGCCAUACAUUGGAUGUCAGUCAGCACAGCAAACAAAUACAGUCAUGUCGAGGAUUUCAAUGAAAGAGUGGAAAACAGUUCUGACCUCCAUCCUCAAGAAGUUGGAUCAGGAACAGUACAGAAAGUUACAGAAAAUAUUGAACAAACUCCCCCCAGCAAAACUAACAGCCAAGUACAAAGAGAAUAUGCCCCAAACGAUCAUUGAGUACUACGCAGUAGAAGAGUCCAUCUCUGCAAUCAAAGAUGCAAUGGAUCAAAUCCCAAGAAAUGACCCUGCAGUCCAGGACCUGCUGCGCCCCUUUGUGAACAAACUGAAGAAGAAACAAGAAAAGAAUAAAGAGAAGAAGAGGAAACAUGAAAGUGAUUCAGAGUCAGAGGACAAGAAGCCAAAGCCUGCAGCUGCUCAACAGAGCAGCAGCAAACCUGAGAGAAAAACCAUCGCUGAUCUAAAGACCAUUUGUAUUCCUGCCCAAACCAUAACUGGAAAAGUUGUGCAGAAAUCUGGUCUCCGCACAUAUCAAGAGGAGGAUGAGUUCUUCUUUUAUCUGGUAGUUGCUGAUGAGACAGGCAGCAUCCGAGUGACGGUGUAUGGAAAAGAGCACUAUGAAAAAAUUAUGGAAAAGAACUGCUACAUGUUCAGAAAUGUGAUCCUGGAAAUGAAUGAUCACUUUAAAGAGAAGGUUUUAAAAGUAACCCAACAAAGCACAGUGUUCAGAACAAGCCCCAUCAAUGUUCCAUGGAAGGUGGAGCUGGAAGCUCAGAUGAUCAUUUCUGGUCAGAAUCUAGUUUCCAUCAAACAGGCCAAAAUGUCUGAAGACAAGACAAUAGUGAGCGUUGAAGGAAGAAUAACAGAGAUUGAUCCUGUUGAACAUGUCGAGACCAGUCUCAGUAUGACAGACAAGCAAGAGUUCAAACUUAAAAACGACACAGAUGAAAUCAGGAUCACUCUGUGGGGUGAAGAAGUCAAGCAGCUCAUUGGAAAAUCAAGGGGAGACUACGUCAGGGUGACUAACGUUAGGCCCAAACACCUCCAACAUGAAGUGUUGCUCUCUUCAAGUUAUUUCACCAAGAUCUCCAAGGUCCAACGUGCUGCUGUCAAGAAGAACUGAGAUUACUGGAAUCACAACCACCAGAAAGAUGGAGACUCACCUGGAGGUGGUGUUUAAUGACGAGGUGCAGACGUUUGUUGUCUUCUAAACUCCUGGCAGAGGCGUUUGGUGUCAGACUGGAAAUACAAGGAAAUAAGAUUAAUAAAAUUAAAGCUGCUUAGAAGAUGUAAAAAUCUAACAACAGUGUAUCAGCUGAUAUGUAGGAAGAUUUUUCUCUCACAUGUUGGCUAGAUCCUUUACAUUCAUCAAUUAAAGAUCAGUGACCAAGAUCUGGAGUGUCUGAGACAUUUAACCUAAACUAAAUUUAUUGAUCCAAUCCCCUAUAAUGACGUUUUCAGUAUUAAGAAAUAAAACAACAAGCAGCAAAAAAGGCAGGUGAUUUCUGUGAUUUUAAUUCUGUCUGUAGCUCAUUCUGUAUAUCCCCAGUAAAACAGUAAAACUGUAACUGCAGCUCAGAUUACUUAUUGUUUGUCAGUGAACGUCUGUGAUAGUAAUCCUGUUCUGUGAUCCAGUCCUCAGCUUGUGGGAGGAAUUAGAUUUUCUGUAGACUUAGAAUGGGACCAUGGUUUAAUGUUUCUCUGUAGCUGUAGAUGUUUGAAUUAUUCUGUUUAAUCAGCUUUUAUUGAACAUUUUGAUGAUUAAUUCUCCUCAUAUAUCCAUGGAGGAUUUUCUUUAGAUUCAUCAUAAGGUCAUAAUCAGAAUAUUGUGCAGUUAAUGGUUUGGGUGUUUGACACUUUUUCAGAUUUGUUGUAUUUUCAAUCUGUUUUGUUUUUAAUUGUUUUAAUCUGUUUACUGUCUCUGAAGAAUCUGAACCUGAUUUGAUUUACUUGUGUCUGUUUGUUCAUCUACAAUAAAGACUUCAGUCUAA